Molecule: messenger RNA, 686 nt
Organism: Actinia tenebrosa (Australian red waratah sea anemone)
Lineage: Eukaryota; Metazoa; Cnidaria; Anthozoa; Actiniaria; Actiniidae
Source: RefSeq, a predicted model, not a curated record
GCGAUAUUGACAACACUGAGUCUUCUAUGGCAGAGGUAAAAGCUCAGCAAAGUAAAAGAAAGGAAAGAGGCAGGGAAAUAGAUGAACUGCGCAAAAAGAUAGAGGAAGGAAAAGAAAAGACAAAAGAAAGCAUCGACAUGUUGACAAAAGAGCUGACAUUGGUAGAAAAGACACAUAAAAUUGUCAAGGAUGCUGAAAACGAAAAGGAGCAAAGGAAAAAUAAACGAAAAGCUUCAGUUACAUUCGCCAUCAAGGCUGCUCAUGAAAAGAACCCAAAAAUAGAGACUCAGAUCACUGAAUACAUCAUAAAAAAGAUUCCCAAGGACAAUCUGGAAAUAAAUACAACCUGGGAUUGGAAGAACAGGAAACCAGACACUCCCUUGGUGGUGUUCUGUAACUAUUCAUCCAGGAUUGGAGUUGAUGUACAAGUAUCCUUGAAAGGUGUAGAAGAACCAAAGGUGAUCCUGAUCAUCCUACAUUAUAUCCGACGUGCUUUAAUAAAAGGUGAUCUAUCUGAUGAUGAUUACCUGUUGUCCGAUAACCUGAAGGAAAGAGCGGUCUGCAUUGCGCACUUUGCCUUCGAUGACGAUCUUUAUGACUGUCACCAAAACAGAUGUUCAAGGAACAGGCUGUGCAACGACUUGAUAGCCCAUUUCGAAACGCCAAGCAAGGAGAAUACAUAAAAG